AUGCAGAAAAAACACAAAUCGCGUUCUUUUCCUCCUCUAAACCGCUGGCCGGCCGAUGUCUUCCACCAAGUGAUGCGAUUUGCAGCGUUGCCGGAUUUCGUGAAUGGCCAGAACCCUUACGAAACUGCGCUGGCUCUGACCAGGGUGUCGAGCGACGUCCGACGUGCGGCUAUGCCCGGCUUUCUCCACACUGUCGUGAUCUCCAACCCCAGGCAGCUUUACGCGUUCCUCGAAGCAGUUCGCCGCUCGCGCUCUCAGCGCCAGCCCCACCGUCUGGACAUCCACUGUGACUACGCCCAGAUGGUCCGCCGCUUCUGGUGCACGGAUGGCCCGCACCGCCUCCUCAGCGACCCUACUGUGCUUGACUACGCGACACUGUACGACGUCAUCAGGAAUGUCGACUCGCUGGGUAUGACCUUCGUGUCCCUGCCGAUGCUCACCGACUGCUUUGCCGAAGGGAGGAACAUCCAAAAGGAGUGGAAGUGCCGCAGCCUCGUUCUCGUGGGACCUGGCGACCGAUGGAACCCGUUGGUGAAGUCGCCUGAGGGAGUUGUCCUUUUGUCCAAGCUCACUCAUCUAGUUGUGUACAACUUGGAUGGCGUCUCCAAUGAGACUCCCUACCCGCCUGCAGUCGCUCGAAUUCCUUUCGCUGCGAUGCCGAGCUUAACCCACUUCGCGUUCCCGAUGUUGGCCCAAGCCCGAGGGGGAAUCUUACCGAUGGCUGCGAUCGUGAGCGCAGACCGCCAAGCUUUGCACCAGUUCGUGAAGGCGCCGGCCAAUAAUAGCACCCCCUCGUAUAUUCGACCUCCUCGAUGGGAUCAACACGGAAUCGACUGGGAGGCGGCAUUUGGAGUAGCAGAACCCGAACAGAUUUGGCGCCGAGCUACUCUGGAAGACGAGAGGAAGCAGCAACUAGUAAAGGGAAGAAAGUGA
Molecule: messenger RNA, 933 nt
Organism: Pleurotus ostreatus (oyster mushroom)
Lineage: Eukaryota; Fungi; Basidiomycota; Agaricomycetes; Agaricales; Pleurotaceae
Exons: 1
Coding region: 1-933 (310 amino acids)
Source: RefSeq, a predicted model, not a curated record